This is a messenger RNA of Micromonas commoda, 936 nucleotides long. RefSeq lists its product with no specific name. The transcript has a single exon. NCBI's taxonomy places the organism in Eukaryota, Viridiplantae, Chlorophyta, Mamiellophyceae, Mamiellales, Mamiellaceae. Bases 1 to 936 code for a protein of 311 amino acids. The record is from RefSeq and is a predicted model, not a curated record.
AUGUCGGGCGCUGCACUCCUCGGGGCGCGGGGAGGGAUGCAGUCGAUUUGGCGACCGAACGUGAGAGUGUCCCUCGACGAGGACGGUGAAGUCGAGGACACGGAGCAGGAAGGAGAGGAGGUGACCAAGAAGGGCGUGAAGCGGAAGAGAGCCCCUUACACGAAGGGGCCAUGCGAGCACGGGGUGAAGUACCGGUCGAAGUGCAAGGUGUGCAGCGCUUGUCCGCACGGUCGUAAGCGCAGAUACUGCAAGGAUUGCGGUGGGUCUGGAAUCUGCGAGCACGGUAGUCGGCGCUCUGAGUGCAAGGAGUGCGGCGGGUCUCGAAUCUGCGAGCACGGUCGUCGGCGCUCUACGUGCACGGAGUGCGGUGGGUCUCAGAUCUGCGAGCACGGUCGUCGGCGCUCUAUGUGCACGGAGUGCGGUGGGUCUGGAAUCUGCGAGCACGGCCGUCAGCGCUAUCAUUGCACGGAGUGCGGUGGGUCUGGAAUCUGCGAUCACGGCCGUCAGCGCUCUCAGUGCAAGGAGUGCGGCGGGGGCUCAAUCUGCGAGCACGGUCGUAUUCGCUAUCGGUGCAAGGAGUGCGGUGGGUCUCAGAUCUGCGAGCACGGUCGUCGGCGCUCUCAGUGUAAGGAGUGCGGCGGGUCUCAAAUCUGCGAGCACGGCCGUCAGCGCUCUAUGUGCACAGAGUGCGGCGGGUCUGGAAUCUGCGAGCACGGUCGUCGGCGCUCUAUGUGCAAGGAUUGCGGUGGGUCUGGAAUCUGCGAGCACGGUCGUGAGCGUCGUUACUGCAAGGAUUGCGGUGGGUCUGGAAUCUGCGAGCACGGUAGUCGGCGCUCUGAGUGCAAGGAGUGCGGCGGGUCUCGAAUCUGCGAGCACGGUCGUCGGCGCUCUACGUGCAAGGAUUGCGGUGGGCCUAGAAUCUCCACUCCGCCGUGA